Molecule: messenger RNA, 666 nt
Organism: Hibiscus syriacus
Lineage: Eukaryota; Viridiplantae; Streptophyta; Magnoliopsida; Malvales; Malvaceae
Product: ethylene-responsive transcription factor ERF105-like
Exons: 2
Coding region: 16-549 (177 amino acids)
Biological process (GO): regulation of DNA-templated transcription; ethylene-activated signaling pathway
Molecular function (GO): DNA binding; DNA-binding transcription factor activity
Source: RefSeq, a predicted model, not a curated record
CACUUCAAAUUCUGUAUGGGAUUUUCUGAAGAAACUUCAGCUCAGUUGGAAUUCAUAAGGCAGCAUCUCCUUGCUGAUUUUGCUUCCAUGGAAACCUUCAUGGUUUCCGACCCAUCGCUUGUUUAUACCCCAAACCCCCUAAAGCAAUCGACGCUUAGCCGCCGUCGUCCUUGUCUUAGCGUUACGAUCCCUCCGGCAUAUGUUUACACGGCUUCAGCUCCGGUUGCAGUUGCGGCCGAACCGUGCGAGGAAAGGCGUUACAGGGGCGUUAGAAGACGGUCGUGGGGCAAGUUCGCGGCUGAAAUCAGAGACCCUAACAAGAAAGGCGCCCGGGUUUGGCUCGGAACCUUCGACACCGCCAUUGAAGCUGCAAAAGCGUACGACGGAGCUGCGUUUAAGCUACGUGGGAGCAAAGCCAUAUUGAACUUCCCUCUUGAAGCUGGGAAAUCAAAUUCAUCCUUAUCCGAGGAUAAUUCGUUUUCGAGGAAAAGGAAAAGAAGUGAAGAGGAAGAAGAAAAGAGGGUGAAGUUGGAGUGUAAAGUAGUGUAAAGGGAGGAGUUGAAGGCGGAGGCCCCCAAGGAGGCGGUGCCGGUAACGGUGGCGGAAAGUGUAACGUCGUCGAAUUGGACGGGGUUUGGAGAUAGCGAAGAAUGAAAUAUUUGGUGG